AUGUCCUCGCAUUUCGAACGCAUCCAGCGGGUCCUCGCAGAUGCUACGCCGUUGCAGCUCUCCCUCGUCGGGGCAGCCGUUCUUUCAGCAGGCUACAUCCUUUUAAACCGUUCAAACUCUCGGAAAUACCCGCCAGGUCCUCCGCGAUUACCAUUGAUAGGCAACUCGCACAACUUUCCAAACGAGAAUUGGCCCGUCGUCUUCAACGAAUGGCAGAAACAAUACGGGGAUAUUGUUUACCUGGAGCUCCCUGGCAUGCCAUUUGUCGUCGUCAACUCGCUCUCUCUCGCAAACGAACUCUUUAUAAGGCGGACAAACAUCAACUCGGGUCGCAAGAUUGGCUACAUGGUCAAUCACAUGAUGGGUUGGGAGUGGAUCAUCUCGCAUAGAAAUACAGACAACGUCUUCUACAAGCAACGCAAGGUCCUCAAGCACGGUCUUGGUCCCACGGCCGUCAUGCGCCAUGAUGUGUUGAUCGAGCGUUGUGCGAGCUCUCUCGCGCUCAAAUUGCAAAAGAUUCACGGAAGUCCAGAGGACACGAUUGUCAAGUCUGUUGCACUUGCUAUCAUCGAGCUCGCAUAUGGUCAGAAAAUGGUCGAAGAGAGCGGCGAACAGAUGAUCAAGCAGAAUCAAGAGGCCAUGUCCAUGCUCUUCCACGCCUUUCAUCACGUCUGGAUGGUCGACUUCUUCCCAUGGCUGCGCUUUAUACCCAGUUGGAUGCCCGGCGCUGGCUUCAAGCGCUUUGCAAAGAAGACCAAGAAUAUGAUUAACACCAUCCGUUCUGCGCCAUUCAAUCUGGCUGUUCAGCGUCAUAGUGAAGGAAAGUUGGACCACUGUUUAGCCGACGAAUGGAUCACCGAGUUUGGGCCAUGUGAAGAGGCGCAAGACGCCCUAGCUGCUCUCUACUUUGCUGGUUAUGAUACGACUUCGACAGUCGUCGUCCGCUUCCUCCAUGCCAUGUUCAUCUUCCCCGACGUUGCCAAGCGUGUUCAAGCCGAGAUCGAUAGUGUUGUAGGCCAAGGUCAUCUUCUCACCAUCAAGGACCGUCAAAGCCUUCCGUACACGGAAGCCGUCUGGAAAGAGACUUUGCGCUGGAGGCCUCAGCUUCCUUUGGCACUUCCGCAUACGAAUAGCGAGGACCAGAUCAUCAAUGGCUAUUUCAUCCCCAAGGGCGCACUUUUCCAACCAAAUUAUGGAUUCAUGAUGACCGACCCUUCUAUCUGGGGAGACCCAGAUGUGUUCAGGCCCGAACGGUUCCUCGACUCUGAUGCGAGCACGUUGCCUGAUCCAAAUGUUCUCGUAUUCGGAUUCGGUUCGAGAAUCUGUCCGGGAAUGUACUUUGCUGACCGUGCAGCAUUCCAUGUCGCCCUCACGUCCGUUUCUCUGUUUAGUAUCUUGCCGUUGGAAGGGGAAAAGGUGCCGCAUAUCGAUGAUAUCGAGUAUACAAAGGAUGUCACAAAAGUUCCGGUCAAGUUUGACUGUCGAUUUGUGCCGAGAAACGAAGAGGCGAGUAACCUGCUCGCCUCGCUCGCACUCAAUGCAAGCAAGUGA
This is a messenger RNA of Serendipita indica DSM 11827, 1551 nucleotides long. NCBI's taxonomy places the organism in Eukaryota, Fungi, Basidiomycota, Agaricomycetes, Sebacinales, Serendipitaceae. The record is from the annotation of a GenBank genome assembly.